CUUCCCUCUCGCCCGCCCCCCUCCCUUUCGGCCGUGGAGGAGGGGGCUCCGGUCCCCCCUCCUUCGAGGCCCGGUCCGCCCCCGCCGGAUCCGCGCCCCCAGCUGAUCCGCACAACUUCCCGGGAUCGGGGGCCAAAGUGAGCGCAAAGUGCCACCCAAGUUGCCGGGAUGGAGCUGCAGAGCCGGCCCGAGGCGCUCUCCGUGGAACUCGCGCGCCACCAGAACGGCGACCUCAAGAAGCAGCUCCACGAAAGGCAGCCGCGGAUCGCAACGCUCAGUGACAAACAAGCUUUGGGAACCAUCACUGCAGUGCCUGUCUCGGGUCCUCAGGUCAGCUCCCUGCAGAGGUUGGCGGGGCAGGGAGCGGCAGUGCUACCUCAGGUUAGGCCAAAGACUCUGAUUCCAGACAGCCUCCCUGUCACCCCGGGCAGGGACCGGCCACCCAAGCAGCCCCCAACAUUCCAGAAGGCCACUGUGGUCAGCAUCAAGAACCCUAGCCCAGCCCUCCCCACCGCCAACAACACCGUCAGCCAUGUGCCAACGCCCGGCGGCCAGCCCCAGGCCCUCGCCGAGCCCACUGCCAUCGCCUCGCCCCUGAGCAGCGCCGGGGUGGCCUAUGCCAUCAUCUCCACCUCCCCCAGCAAUGCUGCCGCCAUCGCCCCCAGCACCGCCGUGCCCGUGGUCAGYGAGAGCCUCCAGGUGCAGCCCCUCCUCAUCAGUGCCGACAGCAAGGUCAUUAUUAUUCAGCCUCAAGUGCAGUCGCAGCCCGAGAGCUCGGCAGAGCCGCGGCCGCCCACAGAGGAGCCAUCUCAGGGAGCUCAGGCCACCAGGAAGAAGAAGGAGGACCCGCCCCCCAGCCAGGAGAGCCCCGAGAAGGUCGCCUUCAUGGUAGCCCUGGGCCUGGUCACCACGGAGCACCUGGAAGAGAUCCAGAGCAAGCGGCAGGAGCGGAAGAGGAGGAGCACGGCCAACCCCGCCUACAGCGGCCUCCUGGAGACCGAGAGGAAGCGACUGGCCUCCAGCUAUCUCAACAACCCCCUGUUCCUCACAGCGCGAGCCAAUGAGGAGCCCUGCUGGAAGAGCGAGAUCACCCAGGAUGAGCACUGUGCCAUCUGCAAGCGAGGGGCCAGCCUGCAGCCCUGCGGCACCUGCCCGGGGGCCUACCACCUCAGCUGCCUGGAUCCGCCCCUCAAGACAGCACCCAAGGGCAUGUGGAUGUGCCCCAGGUGCCAGCAGAAGGCCUUAAAGAAAGACGAGGGUGUGCCCUGGACCGGGAUGCUGGCCAUUGUCCACUCCUACGUCACCCACAAGACAGUGAAAGAAGAGGAGAAGCAGAAGCUGCUGCGGCGGGGCGGCGAGCUGCAGAGCGAGCGCCAGCAGCUGGAGGAGCGCGACAGGCAGCUGGCGUCCGCGGUGAAGAAGUGCUUGGAACUCAAGACCAGCCUGCUGGCCCGCCAGAGGGGCACCCAGUCAUCGCUGGACCGCCUCCGGGCCCUCCUGAGACUGAUCCAGGGCGAGCAGAUGCUCCAGGUUGCCAUGGCAGCCACCAGCCCCACCCCGCUGCUGGCGGGGCCCUGGACCAAGCCCCCAGCAGCCACCAUGCGCUCCACCCUUCAGCACCCCCAGGGCCACAACUGACCCUAGGGACCUAUCUUCAGCCCAUGGAAAGUCAUUGGGACCCUGCUCACACGACCUGGGGGUUCUGUCGGCCUUAAUUCAUAAACACUGAAUUUCAGACAAAAAUAAAACCAGACAGAAAGACCACGGAGACAAGGGAGGAGCCAGGCCGGCAUCCCAGAGCCGGAGGGGGUGAAGCCGAGUCUGCCCCUCCCCCGUGGGAGGGGACACCUGGAAACCAGGUGGGGGAGAGGGACUGGGGCACAGCCCCAUCCUCAGCUGUCCUCAGCCCUCCCUGGGCUGCCCUGGCCUCCAUCUUCCGGGCCCAGCCCUCUCUGUGACCUCAUGCUGUCCCCUGGGAGAGGGAGGUGCAGGCAGCCAGCACCRGCCACGGAGGGUGGCACCCGGGCCUGUGGGGAGGACAGCGAGGUCGCAGUUAGCUGAGUAGUAGGUAGUUGGGUUGAGCCGUCGGCGAGACCGAGACGUGGUAGCAGAUCUAGGUAGUUCUCCAGCGCCCGCAGGGCAUGGCCGCACUCCUGCCUCUCCAGCACCCGGCCACGGCAGCUUCCUGUCAGUAUUAUUAGGUGAAGAGUCGCAGCUGUUGAACUUGAGACUGGGAGGGGCUUCCCCGGGGACCAGCACUGCCUGUGGCCMCCCGCCCCGUCUUGCCCACCGUCUGGACUCUUUUGCUACCGAUGUAUUUUUCUCAUGGAGUUUUUGGGCGAGAUGGGAUGGAGCCAUGCAGGGGGCGUUUGGCAGAUCUGGGGUUUGGAUCCAAGCCUCUCUCCUCCACCGUCCCGCCUUGCCAGUGCAGACACUAUGCCAAAAAAUACCUUACAUUUCUGUGUGGCGCUCCUGUGGUGGGGUGUCUAGUGGGGGCUCACUUCUCUCUCGGCGCCUGGUAGUCUCUGCUUCCAGGUUCCCAUGGGCAACCUMCCCUGGGAGGCCGGACUGGAGCCACCCAGAGGGGUUUUGAAGAACUGGRUGAAGGGUGUGGGGUGGAACCAGGGGCGGUGGCCCUGGGGGUUGGUCCCUGGAGACUGGAGAGCCCCUGCCUCCCGCUUCCCCUCGCUAGCAGAGAGCCCAGGGGCCCCAGCAUCUCUCAAGGGCUCCCCGUCCCCGGGGCCUGGCCAGUCCCAGCGCCCACCAGCAUCCCCAGCCUGCGGGACUCAGCACAACGGGCYCCGCCCCGCAUAUCACACAGUGCGCGUGCGCCCGAGGGGGCCGCAGCCACGAGCCACGCGCAGACACAGGUGCAGAGCCCGGGUGGGCGGAACCCGCAGCCUGCCGCCACCCUCCUGCCAUUUUCACGACUCCGGGAGAAACUGUGCUGUACGAUACAGAUCUAUUUUAAUACACUCAACACUGGGUUGAACAAGAUUUUUAUAUUCUUUUAUUGAUGAACAAAGUGAGCCGCGAGGCGCCCUCUAUAUUGGUUACCCUGCCGUCCCGCUCCGCGGCCGCGGUGUGAAUGAGUGCGGGCUCCUCUUCCUGGGUUUGCUUUUCUCCUCCUUUGGUUGGAUUGGGUUUUUAAAAACCAGCACGUGAGGACAUGAGAGGUUGGACCGGGAGGGGUAGCCGCCCCCCUGUCUUGAGACUUAGUGUUUUUUGGACCAAGGAGCACCGUCC
This is a messenger RNA of Urocitellus parryii (Arctic ground squirrel), 3246 nucleotides long. The record is from RefSeq and is a predicted model, not a curated record. NCBI's taxonomy places the organism in Eukaryota, Metazoa, Chordata, Mammalia, Rodentia, Sciuridae.